Molecule: messenger RNA, 172 nt
Organism: Dentiscutata erythropus
Lineage: Eukaryota; Fungi; Glomeromycota; Glomeromycetes; Diversisporales; Gigasporaceae
Source: the annotation of a GenBank genome assembly
AUGGUUAAUGGAUUAACCAAAAAGGCAAUCCAAACAGGAUUAGAUGCUAGCUCCGGUGCAAUACAAGAGCUCAAAAAUUUUAUAAACAAAUUUAUCACAAAACACGCACCAAAAAAGAGAGAAAGAAUGAACACAAGGCAACUAGAAGAUGACAAUGAAGUUAAUAGUUCCA